GGGGCGGGGCUGGCGGGCGGGCGAUGGCGGAGCUGAGCGCGGUGCCGGACGUGGACAUUGACGCGGACGGCGUCUUCAAGUACGUGCUGAUCCGCGUGCGGCCCCCGGGCGGCGCCGCCAAGGACGUGGUGCGGGGCUACGGCUGGGCCGAGUACCACGCCGACAUCUACGAGCACGCGGCCGCAGAGCUGGAGCCGCGCGGCUUCAAGUGCGAGUGCCUGGGCGGCGGCCGCAUCGCUCACCGCAGCGCCGAGCGCCGGAUCCACGUCUACGGCUACUCGGUGGGCUUUGGUCGUGCAAAACACUCCAUGUCUACAGAGAAGCUGAAAGCCAAGUACCCCGACUAUGAGGUUACCUGGGCCGAUGAGGGCUAUUGACAUGGCCGUGUCUGGCAGCAGCAGUGCUGAAACUGGAGCUGACCUUUCCACUUCCCUGCCCUGAGGCUCACUGGGCUCUGCUGCCUUGCCUUGGGUUGGAGCCCUCAUUUUUAAUGAAGCUCCAUGCUCUUGGGAAGCUUCUGGUGGGAGGGAGCUGAAUCUGGUGCAUGGGGAAGUUGUGGGCCUCCAGGUCCUUCAGAUCUAUGGAUCUAUGCAUUGUCUUAGUGCCAUUGACUUGCAUGGUUACAGGAUUUUAUCCUCAGUGUUGACUGUGAGAAUUAAAACAUAUGGAGAGACCAUUCA
Alligator mississippiensis (American alligator) is the source of this 680-nucleotide messenger RNA. It is a transcript of the gene PHPT1, whose product is annotated as phosphohistidine phosphatase 1. Gene Ontology annotation, cellular component: cytosol. Gene Ontology annotation, biological process: peptidyl-histidine dephosphorylation. NCBI's taxonomy places the organism in Eukaryota, Metazoa, Chordata, Crocodylia, Alligatoridae. The record is from RefSeq and is a predicted model, not a curated record. The transcript is spliced from 3 exons. Gene Ontology annotation, molecular function: protein histidine phosphatase activity. Bases 24 to 377 code for a protein of 117 amino acids.